Molecule: messenger RNA, 2201 nt
Organism: Drosophila innubila
Lineage: Eukaryota; Metazoa; Arthropoda; Insecta; Diptera; Drosophilidae
Gene: Nup75
Product: nuclear pore complex protein Nup75
Exons: 6
Coding region: 84-2120 (678 amino acids)
Biological process (GO): mRNA export from nucleus; protein import into nucleus; positive regulation of DNA-templated transcription
Cellular component (GO): nuclear pore outer ring
Molecular function (GO): structural constituent of nuclear pore
Source: RefSeq, a predicted model, not a curated record
CUAAAUCAUUUGCCGCAUAAAAACGCGCUUCUUCGUCUACGUAUGUUUUUGUUUUGUUAAGAAUUUGAAAUAAAUCGUUGAAAAUGAAUGAUGAUACGGUGCCACAAUUUGAACUGGGCGACGCUCUCGCAAUGCGUUGCGGCAACACACUCACCGCAAGUUUUGUUCCCGGCAGCUCAAAAAUCGCAAUGUCCGCCUACCGGCCAGUCAAAUGGAGCACGCGCGACACGCCCAGCGAUACGGCUGGCCAGGAUCCAGUGCUGAUCUAUAUGGCUGAGGAGACGACGCUCUAUACAGAGCCGUUGCUUCGUAGUUUGCUGGCGGAGACAAAUGCCACAUUUGAGACACUGCAAACUUUGGGCCAGGCACCGAACGGAGUCAAGAAAACGGCGGAAUAUAUGAAAAUAUCACGCACAUAUCGCAGUAUAAUUCGUUGUUGUGUGGAGAAACUUGAACAUGCCAAGAAGAUGCCCGAGGUGCAAGAGGAUGAAUUAAAGGAGCAACGUUAUACAGAGGCAAUUAUGACAUUUUAUGCGAUUGAGUGCCUGUGGCAUCUCUUUGAAAUACUCUACAUGCAGCAGCAGCACAAUCAGAUGAUUGUACCGCAGCUGCUCGAAUGGACGCGCUUUCAUUAUCCACACACAGAGGAUAGGGCAACCGAUCUACUAUUGAUGGCCGAGGAAGCCAGCGAAUGCGACAGCUACUGGGACACGUUGAAGAAGCUGAUUAUGCUCGGCCAGCUGGAUGUGACGCGUGCCAUACUCUCGCAGCAUCGCAAGUCCAAUCAGGCUGCCUUUCAAGCCGCCGAAGCAAUCCUUAAAGCGAUGCCCAUCUAUCAGGAUGGCUAUGCCUUGCAAAAGUUUUGUUCACAGUGGGAAUAUUGGCAUGUGGACUUGGAGCGUAAACUAGCGUCACAUGUAUUUGCCGCUGAGCCAGAGCUUGAGCUGCUUAUGCGGCUCGUCAAGGGCAACAACGAGUCCUGGGAUGCAGAACUAUUAAGUUCUCAGGACUGGUAUGAGUAUCUUCCCGGCUAUCUACUGUAUACCAGACCCACCUGCAAGCCCUUUGAGCUGCGGAUUGCCGUCACCAACUGGCUGAAUCGCUGGUCACAGCUGCGUCCCAACUGGCAGAUGACACAAUUGAGUCGCAUGGUCAUGCAACUGAUGGAACACGAUGUCAAGCUCUUCAUCUAUGAUGCACAGAAGCUCAACGACAGCCAUUGGUUUGCCACGCAUCUCAUUGAUCUCAUCUAUCACACGGGUCACCUCAAAUCCUACUUCGAGCAGCAGAAUGUCGAUCUGGCGGCUUUAAGACAUUCAAUGAUCUUCGAGUAUGGCAGCUACUUGAUGACUUCGCACAAUCUCUGGCAGCUGGGCAUUGAUUACUUGGAUUGCUGCGAGCAUGAAGGAACUGCCGCCAUUGAACUCCUGCUGCCACGCAUUCCAUUACGAAAUGAACGUCAGGCUUUCAAGAUCUUGGCAUUGGCCAAGAGGCGAGGCCUGGUUAAUGUGGAGCAGGACAUCUGCAAGGUGCUAUCGAAGCGCGCCUACAAUGAUCAGCGCUAUGGCAGCGCUCUCGAGUGGGCAAUACGCUCCAAGGAUGUUCUCUUGGUCACAGCCAUAGCCGACUUUAUACUGAAGCACUAUUCAAAAACGGGCAUUAUGCUCUGCCAGGAUGUAAUCACGAGCAUUGGAGCACGCAUGUUUGUCUCACCCCGUUUGGUAUUUCUCUCCAAAUACUACGAGUUCUAUGAUUUUUAUCGCCAGCGCGACUUUUUGUCCGGCGCCGAGUUACUUAUAAAUCUCUUGGCUUCCAAAAUAACGCCCGAUUACUUCUGGCCAUCGUUGUUGAUUGAUGCAUUGCCAUUGCUGGAGUCGGAAGAUCCCAAGAUAUUCUCCAAGGAAACGAUUGCCAUACUGCAGCAUCUGGAAAUGGAGCUAGUGCCGUUGAUAGAGCGCAACAAACUCAACACUGCCAAAUUCAACAAUCAAACAUCGAAAACCGUUUUUAAGGAUUAUCGUGUGGAGAAUGUCGAGGAAAUUCUAGAUUUAAUGCGUUUGGCAUGUGCUCGCAACUUGGCAAGAGCUUUGAUCAUUGAGAAUACAGCGCCCACAUCGUGAUUUGAAAUCAUUUCUUUGUUUAUAGUGUAAUUUAUUGUGUAUUUUCGCUUUUCAAUACAUCGAUCGUAAUUGCAAUCUUAA